AUGGGUGUAUAUUUAUUCGUUGGAAUCCACAUGUUCCCAUACAUACUGUCCAAAACUCGAGUCUUUCACUAUGAGGACGAUGGAGGAGGAAGAAUAAAGCAGAAAAUCAUACAAAAGAUAGGAAAAAAUUGGAAGAACACAAGAAAUAAUUUGUUCCAUAAGUUUUAUGAUAGUAGAAGGACUUUUGAGCAAAAUGCCAACCAUAAACCAUCAGGAAUAGAUGCAAAUCACUGGAAGUGGUUUCUUGAAUAUCGGUUGAAGGAUUCGACAAAGGAGAAGUGCAAAAAAAAUACCGCAAACCGUUCAAAGCAACGUUACACAUAUACUGGAGGUUCUAAAACAUUGGCCAAAAAAAGACACGAAGAAGAGCAACGACAGGGAAGACCUAUUGGUAGAGGAGAAAUAUGGACCAUGUUACAUAAAAAACAGGAUGGCACGUAUAUAAAUGAAGAUGCGCGUGUUGUUGGUGUAAGUCAUGUUGUUUAAUUUUUCAGUUUUCUUGUUGGAUUUACAAUUGUAGAUCUAAAAUUAGUUUAACUCCAAAUAUCACAUGUAUGCAAGAAGCAAUUGAGCAUAUUGAGAGCCAAGACGCCUCCAGCAAGGAGCUUUCACAGAAUGAUUUCCUCGCACAAGUUCUUAGCAAGGAGCA
Molecule: messenger RNA, 649 nt
Organism: Arachis ipaensis
Lineage: Eukaryota; Viridiplantae; Streptophyta; Magnoliopsida; Fabales; Fabaceae
Source: RefSeq, a predicted model, not a curated record